GAUAACUCCAGUGACAGAACUGGCAGGUAUAUCCUGCCAAUUUCUAACGCUUGUAGGUAAAUAAUGUCAUGGUAGAGAAUAUCUGUUCAGACUUUGGUGUUUGAAGUUACAGGUACACAGCGAUUGGCUGUAAAACAACAUGACGUUCUUCGUGUGGCUAUAAGUAGGGAAAGGAAGAGCUUUCAAACAGCAUUAGUAACCACAGCUCCAGCUAUGAGCAGGAGAGAAAGAGGGGGCCAAGUGGCCGGCUGGGGGGGCAAAAACCUGACUGACGUUUGACCAGAGACCGAGCAGCUUCUGCCAGUUUUUGCAGCGCUUUGCUCGCCGUUAAGAUGGGAUCACAGAUCACCGGUUCGGAGGAGAGCACAUACUACCCCCUGUCCCCUGAAUUACUCAAUGCUAGCUCUGCUCCGGCCGCCGACAGUGCAACUGCCAGGAAGGAACUGAGUCCUGGCUGGAAGAUUAUCGUGAGUAUCGUUAUGUCAGUUAUCGUGCUGGUGAUAGUCUUCGGAAAUGUGUUAGUGAUAACGGCUAUUGCCAGGUUCCAGCGGCUGCAGACGGUCACUAAUUAUUUUAUCACAUCGCUGGCUUGUGCAGACCUGGUGAUGGGACUGAUCGUCGUACCUUUCGGGGGGGUGCGCAGCAUUACAGGCGUGUGGUACUUUGAAAACUUCUGGUGUGACUUCUGGACCUCUCUGGACGUGCUGUGCGUAACGGCGAGCAUCGGCACCCUGUGUGUGAUCGCCCUGGAUCGCUACCUGGCCAUCACCUCGCCUUUCCGCUACCAGACUCUCCUGACCAAGUGCAAGGCGCGGCUCGUGGUCCUGGUGGUGUGGGUUGUAGCGGCGCUCACCUCUUUCUUGCCCAUCUACAUGGGCUGGUGGAGACUGGACGACGGGGAGUCGAUGAAGUGUUACGCCGACCCCAAGUGCUGCGAGUUUCUCACCAACAAAGAAUUCGCCAUCUCCUCUUCCAUCGUCUCCUUUUACUUCCCCCUGCUCGUCAUGAUCUUUCUUUACACCAGGGUCUUUCAGGAAGCGAGGCAGCAGCUGAAGAAGAUCAACAAGUGCCAGGGCCGCUUUCACAAUCACAAUAACAACCUGAACCAUGCCCCAGCCGUGAACGGGAAACCCGCCAAACAGGGUCACAAAAGGACGUCCAGGUUCCUAAACCUGAAAGAGCACAAAGCUCUUAAAACGCUGGGGAUUAUAAUGGGCGUUUUCACACUCUGCUGGCUGCCCUUCUUCGUGGUGAAUAUCGUCAAUGUCAUUUUUAAAGACAGCAUUUCCAACACCGUAUUUACUUUCCUGAACUGGGUGGGCUAUUCCAACUCUGCCUUCAACCCCCUGAUUUACUGCAGGAGCUCGGACUUCAGGCACGCAUUCAAAACGGUGCUGUGGGGUUGCCGGGGCUCGCCGCCCUCCGCCCACCACAGCAGUUACCCCAACGAGAACCCCGUGCCAAGCGAGGAGCGCCUGGAGAACGGCUGCAUCUUGCACUGUGGCUUCGAAGGUGCUGCAUCCGUGGCGGGCACUCCGCCGAGCUGCAGCCCCGACACCAGUGGCAAUGAGCACAGGCUGCUAGAUUCGGGCAUUUAGAACAAUCCAUUGGAAGGGCAUGAAAUGAGGCAUCUGACAAGUCAGGGGGGACUCAGCAGCCUUCCAAAGGGGCAUGUGGGAUUGAAGCUCAGUAACACGUGUGUUCCAACUAGAUCCCGCUGUACUUCUCAUGCAUUCACCUACCUCAUAAUCCUGUAAACGCAAUGCAGUACCUUGUGGUGAAAGUAUGUGAUACCUGUAGGAGAUGUAGCCAGUUCAUUUAAAGCAGGAGGACAGGAAUUGAAUGUUGCUACAUGAGCAUUAAUAGUGAAUGUCUAAAUGUUUACAACUCGCAUGAAGCCUAUUUCUAAAGGCCAUGUCGACUUGACUGAAAGCGUUUUGCGCCCUCCCUUCCCUUUGAAUGCGAAUUGUUUUAAGCUCGGCUGCGAGCACUAUGGCAAGACUUUUGGAGGUUGGAGAAGAAAUGACCCCAAACAAGUGUAAUACAUUGUAGAGCGCGAAUUGAAUGAGUUCCCGGACAUAUUGGAGUAAAAUAGUCCAGUCACUACUGUAGCUGUUAGUAAGUUAAAGAGCAAUACUGCGUGUAUAAGCGCUCAGAGUUUGCCGACCAAGAGAGUACCUCACAGCACAAGGGAAAUCUACAAUGCAAUCGCGUGUUGGGAUGUUUGUGUAUUAGGAGGAGGGGCUGUUGUCAGCUGAUUUAUUUAGGUUAGAUGUACAGAAGGUUUAUUGACCUCGUGCGCGCAGUUAGAGCUAGAAGUUAAGUAGCCCCAUUAUUUUUCCACGAAUUUUCACAAAAUGGAAAAUAAACGUGUGUGUUCAUGUGCCGGCGUGUUCACAUGCUUGUGUUUGUAUUUGUAUGUGUGUGUGUUCGUCGUGACGUUUAAGUGCAGAACUGUAUUUUGCAACAUUGCACUUUCGAAUCAGCACUCAAUCUCUCUUGACGUUUCGCGUUAAAAUGAAGGUGAGGUCUAAUUUGCAGCUUUUUCUGUCCCGAAUAGUUCCUGCACAUUAAGAGACCGCGUGGUUUCACGUGAUUCAGCAUCGACCGCAUACUGUCAACAACAAAAAUAAGCUGACCUGAAAGGUCUGAGACUUCUAUGGUAAAUAGUUAACUUGUACCGAUGUCAGUCAAAAGCUAUCCUACUGAAACGUUAAAUCUUAGUUUUCUGUGGCAUUGUUUAAUUUCUGUGGCCGGGUAUUGGAAUUCUCUUGUAUGCCAACGCUUGAAGCGGAUAUUUGUGGGUUUAUGUGCAAUAAUGUUCGUUAUUUCGGCGCUGAACAGGCAUGGGGCAGGUCAAUGUUUACUUGUUGUCCUGGUCGAUAUAUUUUCGCACAACCGUGAAAACAAGGCAUAAAGCUAUUUUGGUCUUUCAUAUGAAUUCAAAUAAUUGAGAAAUGAGACAUUUUUGGAUAUUUAUUAUUUCGAAUCAAUGUUGGCUGUUAUUCGUGUACAAAUAAAACUUUAUAUAUUCAAAUCA
Messenger RNA from Carcharodon carcharias (great white shark), 3040 nucleotides. RefSeq names its product beta-2 adrenergic receptor-like. Gene Ontology annotation, biological process: adenylate cyclase-activating adrenergic receptor signaling pathway; norepinephrine-epinephrine-mediated vasodilation involved in regulation of systemic arterial blood pressure; negative regulation of smooth muscle contraction. The record is from RefSeq and is a predicted model, not a curated record. NCBI's taxonomy places the organism in Eukaryota, Metazoa, Chordata, Chondrichthyes, Lamniformes, Lamnidae. The transcript has a single exon. Gene Ontology annotation, molecular function: beta2-adrenergic receptor activity; norepinephrine binding. Gene Ontology annotation, cellular component: membrane. The coding region runs from base 333 to 1598 and encodes 421 amino acids.